Molecule: messenger RNA, 1564 nt
Organism: Rattus norvegicus (Norway rat)
Lineage: Eukaryota; Metazoa; Chordata; Mammalia; Rodentia; Muridae
Gene: Yars2
Product: tyrosyl-tRNA synthetase 2
Exons: 5
Coding region: 7-1422 (471 amino acids)
Biological process (GO): tyrosyl-tRNA aminoacylation; tRNA aminoacylation for protein translation
Cellular component (GO): mitochondrial matrix
Molecular function (GO): nucleotide binding; tyrosine-tRNA ligase activity; RNA binding
Source: RefSeq, marked provisional
CGCAAGAUGGCGGCGCCCAUGCUGAGACACCUGUGCCGCGUUCCGCAGUCAGGGGUCUGGACACGGGGGCCGCGUGCGGUGCGCCCUGGCGCGCGGGGAAUGUUGGUGGCACCAAGGGCCCGCGGCCUGUUCAAGGAGUUCUUCCCCGAGAGCGGCACGAAGACAGAGCUCCCCGAACUCUUUGACCGCCGCAGGGCGGGUUCGCCCCAGACUGUGUACUGCGGUUUCGACCCCACGGGCGAUUCGCUGCACGUGGGGCACCUGUUAACUUUAUUGGGUCUGUUCCACUUCCAGCGAGCCGGCCACAACGUGAUCGCGCUCGUGGGAGGCUCCACGGCUCUCCUGGGAGACCCCAGCGGCCGGACCAAGGAGCGCGAGGCGCUGAGCGCUGAGUGCGUGCGGGCCAACGCGCGCGCCCUGCAGCGAGGGCUGGAGACCUUGGCGGCCAACCACGCGCGCCUCUUCGCGGACGGGCGGCCCUGGGGCACUUUCACGGUGCUCGACAAUGCAGCCUGGUUCCAGAAGCAGCACCUAAUGGAUUUUCUGGCCACGGUGGGCGGCCACUUCCGCAUGGGCACUCUGCUUAGCCGGCUGAGCGUGCAGUCCCGUCUCAAGAGCCCAGAGGGCAUGAGCUUGGCUGAGUUCUUUUACCAGGUGCUCCAGGCCUAUGACUUCUACUACCUUUUCCGGCACUAUGGAUGCCGGGUCCAGCUGGGCGGAUCAGAUCAGUUGGGCAACAUCAUGUCUGGCUACGAGUUUAUCCACAAGUUGACUGGAGAAGAUGUGUUUGGAAUCACUGUACCUCUAAUUACAAGUACAACUGGAGCGAAGCUGGGAAAGUCUGCUGGCAACGCGGUUUGGCUAAACAGAGAGAAAACAUCUCCGUUUGAACUUUACCAGUUCUUUAUCAGACAGCAAGAUGAUUCUGUAGAAAGGUACCUGAAGCUUUUCACUUUCCUUCCCCUCCCAGAGAUUGAUCAUAUUAUGCAGCUACAUGUCAAAGAACCAGAAAAGCGAAUUGCUCAGAAACGACUUGCUGCAGAAGUAACAAAGCUUGUUCAUGGACAAGAAGGUCUGGACUCUGCGAAAAGGUGUACACAAGCCCUUUACCAUAGCAGCAUAGAGGCACUGGAGGUCAUGUCUGACCAAGAGUUAAAGGAAUUGUUUAAAGAAGCUUCAUUUUCUGAAUUAGUUCUUGACCCUGGAACGAGUGUCAUAGACACAUGCCGUAAAGCAAAUGCCAUUCCUGAUGGUCCCCGAGGGUAUCGGAUGAUCACAGAAGGUGGAGUCAGUAUAAAUCACAGACAGGUAACAAAUCCUGAAAGUGUUUUAGUAAUUGGACAACAUAUUCUCAAGAAUGGACUUUCCUUACUUAAAAUAGGAAAAAGGAAUUUCUACAUUAUAAAAUGGCUUCAGUUGUGAAAGCUUUUGUCCAAAUUUGUCCAUCAUCCAUUUUCAAAAUGUGGAAGUCUUCAGAAACCCAAGAGUGGAUGUAUACAAGGCCCCCACACUAUGUAAAUACUUCUGUGCAUUUCAAAAUAAAGUGAUAUUUAAUUAUAGUUCA